This is a messenger RNA of Xyrauchen texanus (razorback sucker), 3549 nucleotides long. Its product is annotated as segment polarity protein dishevelled homolog DVL-2-like. Bases 323 to 2569 code for a protein of 748 amino acids. The transcript is spliced from 15 exons. Gene Ontology annotation, cellular component: cytosol. The record is from RefSeq and is a predicted model, not a curated record. Gene Ontology annotation, biological process: intracellular signal transduction; canonical Wnt signaling pathway. Lineage: Eukaryota; Metazoa; Chordata; Actinopteri; Cypriniformes; Catostomidae. Gene Ontology annotation, molecular function: frizzled binding.
UUUCAAAUCCCCCAUGUGUUUUCGUAGGGGGAAAUGUUGUUACAGGUUAGCUGGCCGGAGCUGGCUGUCGGUGUGUUUUUACGACUUUAACAAACUAAAACAUGAUACAUGUGCGUUUUUGAAACACCGUAGCAAGGUAGCGUUGGUUAAAAAUCAAAUUGGCGAACGUACUGGCCAAAGAAAUCUUAUUGUUGUAUAGUAGUAUUGUGGUCAAGAGGACGACUUUCCUCAACCCCCUUUUCUGGCGCUGGUUAACAUUAGCAGGAUAGCCGCUGCCUCUUCCAUACUUUUGUAGAACAAGGGAACAGUUGAGUUUGGAGACAUGGCGGAGACGAAAAUAAUUUAUCACAUUGACGAAGAGGAGACGCCGUACUUGGUGAAGAUACCCAUAGCGGCUGAGAAAAUCACUCUGCUGGAUUUUAAACAGGUCUUGAACAAGCCGAACUACAAAUUCUUCUUCAAGUCAAUGGAUCAGGACUUCGGGGUGGUGAAGGAGGAGAUCUCAGACGACAGUGCCAAUCUGCCCUGCUUCAAUGGAAGAGUUGUUUCCUGGCUGGUGUCCUCUGAUACCUCUGCAGCAGAGCCCCCAGCUCCUCCAGUAGAGGUCCCAUCUCAGACUUCUCCUACGCCUCCUCCCCUCCCACCACCUCCAGCUGAGAGGACAGGGGGCAUCGGAGACUCCAGACCCCCAUCCUUCCAUCCCAACACUGCAGGCAGUCUGGAGACCUUAGAUGAUCAGACAGAGACAGAAUCAAUCAUGUCUUUCAGGAGAGAGAGACCUCGCCCCAGAGAGAGCCUAGAGCAACAUGGGCUACGUAUGAAUGGUCAAUCCCAUAUGGACAGACACCUUGCAGGGUAUGAGAGUGCGACCACAGUGAUGAGCAGUGAACUAGAGACCACCAGCUUCUGUGAUUCAGAUGAUGAUGAUACAAUGAGCAGGUUCAGUAGCUCCACAGAGCAGAGCACAGCAUCUAGAUUACUGAAGCGUCAUCGCAGACGAAGGAAACAGCGCCCCCGGCUGGAAAGGGCCUCCUCUUUAAGUAGUGUCACAGAUUCAACCAUGUCCCUAAAUAUUAUCACAGUCACUCUUAACAUGGAGAAGUAUAAUUUUUUGGGGAUUAGUAUAGUGGGUCAGAGUAACGAGAGAGGGGAUGGAGGCAUCUACAUUGGCUCUAUCAUGAAGGGAGGAGCAGUGGCUGCUGAUGGACGCAUUGAGCCUGGAGACAUGCUACUUCAGGUGAAUGAUAUCAACUUUGAGAACAUGAGUAAUGAUGAUGCAGUCAGGGUGUUACGUGACAUCGUGCACAAACCAGGACCCAUCAUCCUGUCUGUAGCAAAAUGUUGGGACCCCUCUCCUCAAGGAUACUUCACCCUGCCACGCAAUGAGCCAAUUCGGCCCAUAGACCCUGCAGCAUGGAUCAGUCACUCUGUAGCUCUGACAGGAGCUUUUCCGUCCUACCCUGGCAGCACAGUCACCUCCAGCUCAUCUGUAACUGAAACUGAACGAUUUGAUGAGUUUAACCUGUCUCUGUGCUCGGACAUGGCAUCAGUCGCUAAGGCCAUGGCAUCUCCAGAAUCAGGGCUGGAGGUCAGAGACAGAAUGUGGCUGAAGAUCACCAUUCACAGUGCUUUUCUGGGUUCAGAUGUUGUUGAGUGGUUGUACCAUCACAUUGAAGGGUUUCAGGACCGUCGAGAAGCUCGUAAAUAUGCUAGUAACCUACUAAAGGCUGGAUUCAUCAGACACACCGUAAACAAGAUUACCUUCUCUGAACAGUGUUACUACAUUUUUGGAGACUUGAACAACUGUGAAAAUUAUAUGGCCAACCUGUCUCUUAAUGAUAAUGAUGGUUCGAGUGGUGCUUCAGACCAGGACACUCUGGCUCCUCUUCCAUUGCCAGGGGCAACACCGUGGCCUAUGCUUCACUCUUUCCAAUUCCAAUAUCCUAACCCCUACUCCACACAGCCCCCUCCCUACCAUGAACUUACCAACUACAGCUACGGCCCAGGCAGUGCGGGCAGCCAGCAUAGUGAAGGGAGUCACAGCAGUGGCUCUACACGGAGUGAUGGAGAAAGGAGAAGGGGCAGUAAGAGUGUAACUGGCAGUACAGGGGGUGGUAGCACACGUGACAACAAAUCUCCUGGUGGGGUAGGGGCUGACUCGCGUUCUGGCAGCGGCAGUGAAUCAGACUACUCUGUUCAAAGCAAUCUGAGACGGGACCAUGGCUCGGCCACACCCAGUGAACACAGUCGCUCAAGUCAGCGCUCGCAUCAUCGUGUCCCGUCCACUCACCUUGCCCCGUAUCCGCCCGGAAUACCCAUCCCUUACAACCCAAUGGUGGUGAUGAUGGUGCCCCAGCAUCCACACCCACACUUAGCACUUGGAGCCCCACACCCACAAACACCUUUGACCCACCAUCAUGCCUUGCCACCCUCCAUCACUACUGGUGGGCCACCUGGAGCUCCACCAACCCGAGACCUGGGCUCAGUCCCCCCUGAGCUAACAGCCUCCAGACAGUCUUUCCACUUGGCCAUGGGCAACCCCAGUGAAUUCUUUGUAGAUGUUAUGUAAUGAAUGGGAUGAAAAGAUUAAAAUGUGUAUAGGUUGAUGCAUGAGUGGAUGAAUGUAUACUGAAAGAUUUGUAAUAUGUGACAACUGUGAGUUUUACUCAAAGUUUACAGUAAUUGCAGUUUACCAGUAGUAACAGGGUUCAUGCAGUCAGCUGGAAAUUUAAGGGUAGGAAGUCUUGCACAGCGCAAAAUUCUAAAUCCAUUUUUAUCUUUGUGGUAUUGACUGCACUAAAGUGUAUGUCUUCAAAUGUUUAAAGUUUACCAAGGACUUCUAAAACAGGGAUGCAAACUACUCACCUUCUAGCUAAAGUCUCCUUUUCUAAAGAUAAUUUGCCCAAAUUGUUCAGUACAAUUUUCUACAUUUUCCUUAUUAAAAUCACUUGAAAAGGAUAUUUCAGGCUUAAACACAUAAAUAAAGCUUUAAAUACAACAAAAAGCUUUACACACAUCAAACAAAUCAACAGAAAUGAUACAUCUGGAACAUCUCCUAUGACUUUCUCAAAUGUUUCACCAUUCAUGUGUGCAUCCCUGUAAAAGCAUUUAUCUCAUGCAAUCUAUACUAUAUGCUUUCAAAAAGAUUGUCUUUGCACUGCUGAAUGAAGCCAGGGUUUAUGGAAACAAAUAUUUGCUUGUCAUUUUUUUGGGAUUUAAAGAUCUCACAAAACUGUUCUGUUUCCAGGUAUUAGAAGAAAGUUUUAUUUUCAAAGACAUUUACAAAUAGACUAAAAUGGUGAAGUACUCAAAAGGUACAUACAGAAGAAGAUUAACACCAUAAAAGGUACUUUUAGUGUAGAAUGAUUUGUUUUUGUGAAUGUUCCAGUUUCUACUCCAGAGUUUGUUAUUUGUCUUUAUGACUGAUAAUCAUAACUGUUUUUGGAAGUAUGUGUUUAUUGAUAUAAUGAUCAAAGAAUGCAGGUGCUACAUAAAGAUACUGAUACUCAAAGGAGUGCCAUGUUACUUUUGCAUGUUUUCACUCAAAAU